AUGCGCCCUCGUGGUCUCCGUUUCAAUCUCAAAAGCUACGUCGACGCCUCAAUGGCCAGUCUCGACCCUCACACUCCCCGGUCCAGCAAAUUCCAACCCUGGGAAGAAAACGAUGUCCCUAUCAUCGAUUCACGAGAACUCUUUUCCGAUGUUGUCUUCAAGUUGUCUUCAUACAUCGCCAAAGCCAUUGAUGCCGCCUACACUUACGAGCAGCUGCGUACCACUAGUGCUGGACAGUCGUUGAAGCCUCUCAUUACAUAUCUGAGUGCUGACUGCCACCAUCCCGCCAUCGUUGCGGCACUCCUGGCAGCCAGAUAUCUCUUCACCAAUGCUGACGCAGACGCGGACAGCGGUUUGAACGAGUCGAGGGCCCUCGCCUGUGAACUUGUAGCGUGGCAAUUUCUUACCUUUUUGUCGGAGAAGGAACUCAUUGACUACCUUCUCUACGAACUGCCCCAAAGCCCGGACGAGAGCACGCGACAAUCCCCAUCAGACUCUACUACUGAUAGGAGUUUUGGUCGUCGUGUCGAGGAAGAUCACGCAGAUGAAACAUCGCCCCUUAUACGCGCCCGAUCGGCCGAACGUGGUGCGGUUCUCCGCCCCCCAAAACGAGCCUCGUUCGACCACCUCCCUGGCCCUGGCACCUCAAGUACAUUUCCGGGCGAUGAGGACGAUGCGACGCGAAGAGCCUACCUGGAUGAAUCCAUGGCUGGUAUGAACGCCCUGGAAAUCGCCGCCAUCGGGGACGCAAAGAAGUUCCUCUCACAGAACCCUGUUCAGAAGAUCGUCGAAGACAUCUGGAAUGGCGACGUGAUUUUCUGGGAGAGUCUCUCCGUCUACGCCGUCAAGAAACCCCGAGUGUACAACAAACGGGUAGCAGACCCCUUUACCCGUCUAAGGGUCCCCAAGUAUCAAAAGGCCUUUCAGAUUAGCUUCUUUCUCGCGUUUCUGGCACUGUAUUAUGCUGUAUUGGUGGAGCGGGAUCCAAGCCACAUUACCGCCACAGAAACCGUGUUAUAUCUUUGGAUUGCUGCUUUUGCCUAUGACGAGUUCGGCGAGAUCAAGGAUGCGGGCCUCAUGUUCUAUCAGACCGACUUUUGGAGUUUGUGGGACAUCGCCAUCAUCGGUUUCAGUGCGGCUUUUGUGAUUAUCCGGAUUAUUGGCCUCCUCAGAAAUAGCGAUUAUAUCAUCGAUGUUGCCUUUGACAUCUUAUCCAUGGUGGCACUGUUCCUUGUACCGAGGAUAUUCUCGGUUAUGAGCCUGAACCCAUACUUUGGAAGCUUGAUUCCGGUGUUGAAGGAGAUGACAAAAGCAUUUUGCAAGUUUCUGCCUGUGAUUGUCGUGUUAUAUCUCGGGUUCUUGACCACCUUCACCAUGCUGGCGAGAGAUCGGAUGAGUCUCAACGACAUGUCAUGGCUCUUAAUCAAGGUGUUCUUUGGAUCAAGUUAUCUUGGAUUUGACAUGGCUGUCAAGAUCUCGCCAUUGUUUGGCUAUACUCUAAUGUUGAUUUUUGUCUGUUUGACCAACAUCCUCCUCAUCACAUCACUGGUGUCCCUGGUAUCCAAUUCACUGACAGAGGUCAUGGCCCAUGCGAGAGAGGAAUAUCUCUUUCAGUAUUCGAUCUAUGUCCUCGAGAGCAGCACUUCCCGCCGACUCACCUACUUCAUGCCUCCACUCAAUCUAUUCCCCCUGGUUGUGCUGCGGCCACUUCGGCUGAUCCUACCCUCAGAGGAAGUUCGUCGAAUUCGAAUCUUUGUCCUAAAAGCCACUCACAUCCCCUUCGUGGCGCUGAUCUGGGCAUACGAGAACUCUAGGAACAUGAUUUCUCGCUCCCAUCCCACACUUUCCCGAGCCCCCCACUUCUCGACCAGGCCACUCAGCGCGGGCCGGCUGAGUCUUGAAGGGGCUCGAGAUUUUCUCAAGUCACCAACGACGCGGCGAGCGCUUAAUGAGACAUCUCCAACAGUCACACCUGAUAUGGCUGCGUCCACCACCAAAUCUGCCUUGCACACCGCCGAUAAUGCAGAAUUGAUUGCUUUGGUCAUGAAAUUGAGUGAACAAGUCGACGGGCUGACCGCCAUGGUCGCUGGGCAGAAGAAGGACUGA
Molecule: messenger RNA, 2106 nt
Organism: Fonsecaea pedrosoi CBS 271.37
Lineage: Eukaryota; Fungi; Ascomycota; Eurotiomycetes; Chaetothyriales; Herpotrichiellaceae
Exons: 9
Coding region: 1-2106 (701 amino acids)
Source: RefSeq, a predicted model, not a curated record